AUGUUCUUGUACUUGAGUUGUGCAGGACCUGCAGGUUUAAGUUCUGCGAUUUUAAGUUCUGUGAUUGGAACGUUGUCCAUAUCCAGUGGAGCGCAGUGUUUGCACGAGUUCCUUAAAAGAUGGAUAGCAAACAAGCUCAGGCAAAAAUUCUUUAAGAAAAAUGGUGGUUUGUUACUACAACGCCGCAAGUCUUCCAAUGGCGGCAACAUUGAAUUCUUUACCGAAAAUGAAUUGGAGAAGGCAACUGACAGCUACUAUGAGAAUCAAAUCCUUGGUCAAGGAGGUCAAGGCACUGUGUAUAAAGGAAUGUUGGAGAAAGGAAGAAUUAUGGCUGUUAAAAGGCUCAAGCAAGUGGCUGAAAGAGUUGAUGUAUUCAAUGAGUAUAUACAUGGCCAAAAUGAGAAUGAGGAAUUUCCACUCACUGGGUACUUAUGCCUACGUAUUGCCAUAGAAGUUGCAGGUGCUCUAUCUUAUCUACAUUCAGCUGCUUCUAUGAGUAUAUAUCGUCAAGAUAUUAAGUCUUCAAACAUACUACUGGAUGAAAAAUAUCGAGCAAAAGUUUCAGAUAUAGGGACUUCAAGAUCUAUUCCAGUUAAUGUCCACAACUUUGGAGUGGUUCUUGCAGAGCUCUUAACUGGACAAAAAUCUAUUCAUUCAACUGACUCAGAAGAAGUAAAAGAUUUAGCACCCUACUUUCUUCAGAAAAUGGAGCAGAAUCGUUUGUUUGAAAUCCUUGAUGCUCGAGUUUCAAAGGAUGACAAAGAACAGGAGAUUAUGAAGUUUGCUGAUCUCACAAGAAGAUGUCUAGACUCAAAUGGGAGACCUACAAUGAGAAAAGUAGCAACAGAAUUAGCAGGUAUUAGAACAUCUAACGGAGCUUCAAUCUCGAAUCAAAAUCCUGAAGAGGAUGAUUGUGUUAAGAUUGAGAUAACAUCUGAAGUUGAAUUUGAAGCCAGUUCAUCUGUUACUGAUGAAUCGAUUUUGGAUAAUAUCACUAGCCUUUGUUUUUAAGCAAGUGUGGCAAUGUAGUAAAAUAAUUAAUUUUGUUUCUGGUUGUAUAUAUCUUAUCCUGUGUUGAAUGUAUUGUGUGCAUUAAGUUCUACAGCAAGUGUGGCAAUGUAACAAAAUAAUUAAUUUGUUUCUGGUUGUAUCUUAUCCUAUGUUGAAUG
Pistacia vera is the source of this 1169-nucleotide messenger RNA. RefSeq names its product putative wall-associated receptor kinase-like 11. The transcript has 2 exons. The coding region runs from base 1 to 1011 and encodes 336 amino acids. Gene Ontology annotation, cellular component: plasma membrane. NCBI's taxonomy places the organism in Eukaryota, Viridiplantae, Streptophyta, Magnoliopsida, Sapindales, Anacardiaceae. The record is from RefSeq and is a predicted model, not a curated record. Gene Ontology annotation, molecular function: protein serine/threonine kinase activity; ATP binding. Gene Ontology annotation, biological process: protein phosphorylation; cell surface receptor signaling pathway.